AUGUGCAACAGAAUGUUCUCGUAUUGCGCGACUCUGAAUGAUGCUUUGACUCUGGAUACCGAUGAGACACCAGAUUUUGCUACGCCCACUGCAGAACCAUCUGACACAGCAACAUCGACGGCGAAGCAAAAGCAUGCGAGAAAUUACCCAAAGUAUCUGGAGCUUGACAGCUCUGAGACCCAGGCGCGUAUGAGCGCACUGCCCAAAUAUCUCAGAAACGCAGUUCUGAACAACGGUAUUGAAAUGAGGAGUUUCAACUGGAGAAGUAGCCUCGAUAGUUUGAGUUCUAGUUCUGAGAAAGUGAAGGCUGCCACAAGCCUGAUGUGGUUCAUACGAAAACGAACUGCAAACAGGAUGCGGAAACCGGUUGAGCCUGGAUUACCGAACCGAACAUGCAUGCCUAUGAAACGACUCAACAUCCUCCUCAAUACAGAGAAAGACAUAGGGGCGUAUAUCGAGAGACAUACCGUCGGUCGGAAGUCUGCGAAACAAAUGGCGAAAACUCGAACAGUAAUACAGCUACCAGAGACGGUAGAACAUGGACUUGUGAGCGAAGAAUUUCUUGAGGCUGGCUGGCUUGAGCGUACGGUCAAAGACUUGGAGCCUGGUCAACAAAGAGAAGUUAUCAAGUCGACAAUAAAUAUCCUUACCGACGGAGUACGGUCGAGCAUUGAAACAGUCGGUUUGAACGCUCAACGUCAAAGGUUUCUUGCAAUUAUCGCCGAGGCCAAAUCACUUUACAAAGAGCUCAAUCCGGAUGCUGCGGAGCUGACCACGGAAUUUGAUAUCACACGUAGACGCAGCCGCAACCCAUUCACCUGGAAGCUACAUGGUUCUUUGGAGGGAGAACGUCAAGCGACCUUGAAAUGGCAGUAUGCAGAACAAGCAAGAUUGAAUCGAUUAUCCAAAAAGUUAGACUCUACGACAGACCUUGCUCCAGAGUUGAUAAGGAGCUUGCAGGAGAUGUAUAACACAACUGGUAUGAAGCUGAGAGCUGUUAAAAUAUACUUGGAGAAACUGGAGCUGGAAAAUGCGCCUGUUGAAUCAGAAUCUCUCAAACUCGCCACGAAGCACCUUACCAUACCAUACCGAGCGCAACAUCACAUGCUCAAGGACGUCUUGAGUCGCUUCAAGGUUGGCUUGUUUGAAUUUGGCCAACGAUUCUUUCCCAAAAUCAUGCAGCGGGAAGGCUGGUACGAGCCCGAGGGCCUUUCUAUUACGGAGUUCGGGGAUAUCUUAGACCAGCACCGCAACAUGCAUGAUUUCUACAAAAUCUGCAGCAAGCAAUGGGACUCCCUCCGUCGCAUUCGCAAUUCAUCCGUACAUGAUAUCCCUCAGAUGAGCGUCGCGCGUCUCGAAGAGCUGCUGGAUGACUGCAAAGAUCUUGCAUACUUCAUGGAAUGCCCCGGUAUCGACGUCUUGGUCGACAGGUAUAACUUCCUGCUGAACAACUACAAGGACGAUUACAUGGGAUUUCUCACCUCUCACGAACAGAAACUCCGGGAUCAACUGGAGAAGAUAGACGAAGAGCGUGAUGCUGCACUCAGUGAUCUGGAUACGCUGGAGUGCAAAGACUUUGAGGAAAGAAAUGAGAAGCUGAGAGAGGACUUUCACGAGAAGAGACACAUACUCAUGUUGAAAUUUCAACGCACAGACCGCGAUAGAAAGCCCCUUUUCACACGCGAUCUUGUGAGAUACUCCGUCUUGAGCCAUAUUCGCCAUUGUUUGGAUUCAGAAGACUCCGCUUGGGCUGCAGAGGCGACAGGAGCUUUGGCCAAAGAGUAUGCAGGACGUGGGUACUUGUCGCAAAAACCACUCGAACGGGAGGCGGAAACGGACUCUCAAGAUGGAUGA
Molecule: messenger RNA, 1854 nt
Organism: Pyrenophora tritici-repentis Pt-1C-BFP
Lineage: Eukaryota; Fungi; Ascomycota; Dothideomycetes; Pleosporales; Pleosporaceae
Source: RefSeq, a predicted model, not a curated record